CCACAGGCCAAGAGGGGAGGGGCCUCCGCCCUCCCUUUAAAGCCUGAUGAGGUGGGGAGAUUGACGGAGACUGAGACUGGUUGAAGAGAGAAGCCAUCCCAGGAAAGGGGCAGAAAAGCGUCAGAAAGUUAAUGCGGGAGACGGAGAGAGGGGCAUCGACUCAGCAGGCAGCGGGGGCGGUCCGCCACCUGCGCACUCCAAGGCGGUCGCGGUGGUCGCGGAAGGGACGGCGCCCAGACGCUGGCUUCCCAUGGAGGCGCCCGAGCUGGGCCCGGGGUUGGUGGAGCGUCUGGAGCAGCUGGCGACGUGCCCGCUGUGCGGGGGCCCCUUCGAGGACCCAGUGCUCCUGGCGUGCGAGCACAGCUUCUGCCGCGCGUGCCUGGCCCGCCGCUGGGGGACCCCGCCGGCGACAGGCACCGAGACGUCCCCCACCGCCUGCCCCUGCUGCGGCCUCCCGUGUCCCCGCCGCAGCCUGAGGUCUAAUGUGCGGCUGGCUGUGGAGGUGCGGAUCAGCCGCGGGCUGCGGGAGAAGCUGGCCGAGCCCGGGGCCCGCGCAGGGAGACGCCGAGGGGGCCGCAUCCCCACCAUGGGCAGCUUGGACCCGCACGGAGAGGAUAUGAGGAAGACAUGGAGAAGAGAGGAUAUCCCAACACCCAAGUCGUCUAAUUCAGAGGACGAGCUCCCUGAAGACUACCCAGUGGUCAAAAACAUGCUUCACAGACUGACAGCUGACCUAACCCUGGACCCUGGCACUGCACACCACCGCCUGCUAAUCUCUGCCGACUGCCGCAGCGUCCGACUGGCCCCACCAGGAACACCUGCACCCCUUGACAGCCCAGCGCGCUUCGAUCAGCUGCCAGCGGUGCUGGGUGCGCAGGGAUUUGCGGCUGGCCGCCACUGCUGGGAGGUGGAGACCGUGGACGCUGCUUCCUGCGGAGGCUCUUCUGGGGAGGAUGAGGACGACGAGGAGAGUCGCUAUGCCUUGGGCGCGGCAGGAGAGUCAGUGCGACGCAAGGGCCGUGUAGGGCUGUGCCCCGCCGGCGCCGUGUGGGCUGUGGAGGGCCGGGGCGGCCGCCUGUGGGCACUCACGGCACCAGAGCCCACCCUGCUGGGCGGCGCUCGGCCGCCACCCCGGCGGAUUCGGGUGGACUUGGACUGGGAGCGGGGCCGUGUGGCCUUCUAUGAUGGCCGCUCGCUCGACCUGCUCUUUGCCUUCCAGGCGCCUGGCCCCCUGGGGGAGCGCAUUUUCCCGCUGCUCUGCACCCGAGACCCCCGUGCCCUACUGCGCAUCGUGCCAGCCGAAGACUGAGAACCUCACCCACAACCUCGUUCUAGUUUGGCCCACAGGAAGCUGCUUCCUCUUGGGCUUAGAAAUCCCUACUCACUCCAGGGAUUGUGUCCACAUGCCCGCAGCCAGUGUUAAUAAACACCCCCACCUACCUACAUUGUCUCUUUUCUCCCAAAUACUAAGACCUCAACUGGCCUCCAGUUCUCACAUCCACUCCCAAAGCCGAAUCCAUUCCAGCCCCCGCCCUCUUGGAACGCUUCUCCCCCACAGCUCCCCCAGUGGUCACUCCCCUUCUAGCUCACACCGUUCCAGACCUUAGCUGGAAACACACCUGCCCCAUCAGAACUGGUAAAGGGCCCGUGUUUACCACAGAGAGUCCCUGCUAGUCAAAUAUUUACUUCCCACGCCUGCCUCUCCUCGUCUCAUAGGGCCCAGCGCCUUCCCUACAGUUCUAAGGCUUGGGCUUUCCUGCCCUGUCCACGCUCAGGUUUCUCAAAAGAAACAAGACUCUCCUUCCAAAAAACAAGAGGCUUGACUCUGCUUGGGCCUUAGGGCUCUCUAGCGAGGUUAAUAAUGUGGUUUUUUGUUUGUUUGUUUGUUUGUUUUGGGGGGGAUCCUACCCCACCAAGACUUCUAUGUCCAUAGUUUUUUCCCAUUGAGAACUGUCUUUAAACUCCCCCUGCACAUACUCACUGUAAGGAACCAAUGGUGCUACCUCUCCUUUCCGCAACUUGGGAGUGGCUCAGACACCCCAAUUCAUCCUUGUAUAUAGCCCUCACAUCUUUCCCCAUGUGUAUAAAUGGGCCCGUAUUUAACACGUUUUGUGAUGUUGGGUUAUUUAUUUUGUGCAUCUGUGGCAAUAAAUGAGAUCUCCAUGGUGGUAUGGAUUUGACCAAUCUCUGCAACUGUGCAUGGCAAGAGACCUGGGAAGUGAUAUUCAGAUCCCAGUAAGGGGCGGGGAGGGCCAAGAGAGUUGGACAUUUGAACUGGCC
Messenger RNA from Hipposideros armiger (great roundleaf bat), 2280 nucleotides. It is a transcript of the gene RNF39, whose product is annotated as ring finger protein 39. The coding region runs from base 251 to 1309 and encodes 352 amino acids. Lineage: Eukaryota; Metazoa; Chordata; Mammalia; Chiroptera; Hipposideridae. Gene Ontology annotation, molecular function: protein binding. The transcript has 5 exons. The record is from RefSeq and is a predicted model, not a curated record.